GGCAGUUUUUAGUGUUUUUUAUAUAGUAAACAAGCAAUGUCCUCAGGAAAAAUAGAUAUUUCCCAGGUUAAUUCCUGCGGAACUAGUGUGAAAAUUAUCUCGUGGCUUUCCAAGGUGUACAGUGGGAUUAAAAUUAAGACAUCCGGAAAGCAAAAUGCAGAUCAAGAAGUUGAAACAUUGAUGAAACUUUGCCUUUCGGAAAAUGCCCAAGUGAGCCUCCUGGCGUGCCAGAUUCUGGUCAAGACAGUUGAAGAUGACCUCCUGCCAUUCUCCCAAGUCCGUACAAUCCUGCUGUCCAUGCUGCCCAAUGCAGAAGGGCCCCGUUUUGCUGCUGUCUCUGAAGGAAUCUUUGAUCUGCUUUUCCUGGAGCUCAAGAAGCACUCCCAGGCUUCCGGGAAGAAGGAUUCCAAGGAGAAAUACACUUGUCCUUAUGGGCUACAGCAUCCGGAACACCCCUACAUAGCCAUUCUCAAUGCUAAGCAAGGACACGGGCAGGAAAUUGCCAUCAAAGUCAAGGAACUCUUCAGUCAUCAGGACAGGGAUAUUUCCCAGGCAAGUGUGGAGUUCCUGAGGCCAGUGUUCCUGUACGUGGUGAAGAAUAUGGAGAAGAUUCCGAGUGUGAGAACCCUGUGGGGUCUUUUGAUCGGUCAAGCGAUUAAAUCCGAUCAGGGCGAGCAGCUUUUCCUGGACUGUUUAUUGUGGCUCAGCUGCGAGAAAUCGACUCUGCUGAGCAAUGUCCUCCUCAAUGAUGCCCUCGAGGCGAUGAUUCCGAAGAAAAAACACUGGAUCACUGUGAAUAUUGCCCUGAUUCUGGCAGGAAGUUUGUCCAAUCAACUGAAGCUGGGCCUGGAUCCGAAAAGCAGCUUCAGCUUGAUUCUGCGGAUGCUGCAGAAUGAACAAUGCUCGGGAAUUGUGCCUCAGGGAGUCCUGCUACUGAUGUGUAUUCAACUCCUUGAAGAAAUCCCGCCCAAGUACCUGGAGGACCUCCUAAAAUUGAUAAAACAUUUAAUGGUCAAGGGAAAGCGUAUGAUGAUGCAGCAUAUGCUUCUUGAUUCCCUGCUCUUGUGGUCAGAGGAGGAAAACCUGCUUUCCGGAGCUGCUAGAAAGGAAAUGGGACUGCUAAAGGAGCUCAUCGAGGAGACUGUUGACCCAAUACCUGAAGACUUUUCGACUGCUAAAUCAAGAUUUCUGGACAGAACUGUUUCUCUGCAUCAUAAGUUCGACGGCAUUUGCAGCAAAAUUGAAUCGAGCUUCCCGGAAGGCUUCCAAGUGUCAAUUUCCAGAGACAUCGUCAAGAUACCCUUAGCAAUGGCUCUCUACAGUAAGAUUCUCCGGGGAAUCCUUCUCUGUCACAAGGAAAUCUCCUUAGAAAACUGCAAAGAAACCGUAAACGCUCUAAAAAUCCUCCUGAAGGAAAAUGAAGAGAUUUCCGUCAAGUUCCUCGCCGUUUUCCAGCAGGAAGUCAAAAAUAUCAAAGACAGACCCAAGAAGCUGGAAAUAGUCCGGGGAAUUGUGGAAUGUGGGCACCAUAGGACCAAUAUUCAGACAAUUCUCGGAACAAUCCGCAGUUUCUCCGAGGAAAACGGCGGAAAAUUCAACGGAGACGUCUUGAAGCUGUAUUUGAGACUCUGGAAGAUAGAUUCAAGGACCUAUCAGUAUCUCUUUGAUCAAUUGGCCCGGGCUCGUGGGAAUCCCGAUCAGGAACUCAAUCUGGCCAGAGCAGAAGCCAUCAAGGAGAUCUGUGAGAAGAAUCCCGGACAACAUGGAGCAGAUUUGGUAUCCCAUCUGUCAGACGUCCUCAAUCAAUGUUCCAGCCCUUCAGACGAUGGAUCCGUGAUCUGUAUUGUCCUAGAAACGAUUCUUCUGCUCUGCCAGAGCCGAACUGUCAGCAUUGUGGCCAUUUGGAAGGCGCUCGGAUUCAUCUUUCGCUACGAGAAACGCCCAAAUGUCACAAAAAGUCUCUGCCAGUUCUUUGGGAAUCUCCCCGACUACCCCAGCAAUUCCCCGGAAUACGACGCCAUGGUCAGGGAAGUCUACGGCAGACUUUGGACCAUCGGUCUCAACAAAACUCUACAAAAGGAAGUCCGGAAGGCAGCAUUUGACGCCCUGGCUAAAUUCCCUCUGGACAAAAUCGAUCUGAAGCAGCUUCCGGAGCAGUUCCGGCAAAACCUCAAACUCCCAAAGUCCAAAUUAGGACCCGACACCGAUCCCCUGGACGCCCUGACCUACAUCCCCGGAGAAUGCUGGAUGCAGAUGCUGCAGAAAAUCGACAAGGAAGCCUGCUCCUUCGCUGGAGAUCUCACGGCGAAAUUAAUUCGUUCAGAAGUCCGGGAGUACCGUGGAGGAGUCUACAAUGUUCCAGCCGGGAAAGGAGAACCUGAAAAUCUCUCAUAUCUUCCGCCUAAAAGCAUCCUCCGUCCGAUCGUCCACUUCAUCCACCAGGAAGCCCAAAAGCCUCCCCAUGAUGACAGCAAUCACUACCUCCUCAUCCAGUGCCUUAGAAUCCUGUCCCAGGACUUCCCUAAACCCAUUCCGCCCGUCAACUGGUCCUGCCUGCACGAAAUCUUCCACCGAAGCCUCGAGAUUCGGCAAUUCUGCAUCUCUCUGGCCAUUAACCAGAACGCCAUCUCAGGCAGCGCCAAGAGAUUCCUCUGCAACUACCUCGAAGGAUUUGAACCCAGCGUAUCUUACCAGGACGAGAUCUCUACGGUCUUUUUGAAAAUUCCAACUCUCCUCGACACAGUUGAUACUUCUUUUGCGAAGAAAUACUUGGAAAGAUGCUUAGGCUUUACUUUCCAAGAGGAGGAACGCAGGAAGAUCCUCCGAAGCUGCUUCACUAAGAAUACGCAGCAUCUAAAGGAGGGCCAUCUUACCGUUGUCGGAGAAGCCUUCCUAGAAGUUUUCUACGCAAGCCACGAUCGAAAGAAGAUGUUCGAAGCUUUUGACGCAAUUUACGGAAAUGUCGAUGCGAAUCACGUGGACUUCGUGCUACGCCUUGCAUCUCAGCUUGAUUUUGGGCUCAAAAGAUACAUUUGCUCCAGAUUAGCUAAAAAGCCCGGGAACAUCAGACUUCUGGAUCAAAUAGUUAGUCACAUCUCCGAUCCAUCAACCAAAUUCGACAGUUCCGUUCAAUGGGAAGAUUUCGAAGAGCUUUUAAAUGAAUUAAAAGAGAUUUAUGCUUCGCAUAGCGAAGAAAAUGAAGUUUUCAUCAAUUUCUGCCUCCAAAUCCUGGCAGACAUUCAAUUUUCUAUGGUCAAUGGUCAUCCAAAAGACUUUAGGAACUACAGCGAAAUUUUCUACGACGCUAUUGAAAAUAUUUCCGGCUUCAAUAAAAUUAACAGCGAUGAUCCUGAUGGGAAUGCAUUUGCUCAUGCCUUGAGCUCAUUACUGAUGCAGAAGCAUUGGAAGGAUCACUGUGGACAGAUUUACGAAUUUCUCAUUGAGUUCAAUCAAACUUUGGAAAUGAAUAACGACGACAGAGUUAAGAAUGCCAUUAUAUUUUCGAAGGAUCUACCGUACUUCUGCAAUAAACCCGUGUGGGCAAAGAUAAUGAUGAUGAUUAAGAGUUGAAGGUUGUCACUUUUGUUUUUGUUUUUUUAGUCUCAAGAAUUUUGUAUGAACUUUGAAAUAAACUUGAUUAAUUCUACAGCA
This is a messenger RNA of Phlebotomus papatasi, 3651 nucleotides long. Its product is annotated as focadhesin. The record is from RefSeq and is a predicted model, not a curated record. The transcript is spliced from 3 exons. The coding region runs from base 37 to 3570 and encodes 1177 amino acids. Gene Ontology annotation, biological process: regulation of post-transcriptional gene silencing. Lineage: Eukaryota; Metazoa; Arthropoda; Insecta; Diptera; Psychodidae.